AUGUGUUACGCUGUAAAAAUGAAAUUCUUUGUCCCUAUCUGUAAACUAGAUCAAGGAAAUAAUAUGGAGAAGUUUCCAUUGAAAGGUACAUCAUCGCUGAGUAAUUUUAGUCAUAAUACUGCUGUUUCUUCCCCUGUUUUGGGUACGACCUACAACUCUGUUUCAGCUGCUCAGACAACGAAUGGUCUUGAUGGUAAUGGUGACGCUCGGCUGAGAAGCAGUGCUCUAAAUCGUGCUGGAAGCUUGAGCAGCGGAGACGAUAUGGGUGACCAGAGUCAUCAAGCUACACGAGAUCGGAUGCGACAUCGGUACAUCAUAAAGAAAAAACACGAUUCUAUUUGGGACCUUGUUAAGGGAGCUCACGACGCAUGGUCUGGAUGGCUGUGUGUUCUUUUAGUCGGUUUAUUUACUGGAGUCGCUGCUGGUGUUGUUGAUAUUGGAGCAUCUUGGAUGACUGACCUUAAAUUCGGUAUAUGUCCUGGUGCUUUCUGGUUAAACAAAGAACAAUGUUGCUGGAGUUACAGUGACUCGAUUUUUGAUGAUGGAAAUUGCUCCCAGUGGAUGGAGUGGGCUGAAAUUUUCGGCCAGUCUAAAGAAGGCGCAGGACAUUAUAUAGUUUCUUAUUUCUUUUAUAUAGCGUGGGCUUUACUAUUUGCAUCACUAUCUGCAUCUCUUGUCAGGAUGUUUGCUCCUUAUGCAUGUGGUUCUGGUAUUCCAGAGAUAAAAACAAUUCUCAGUGGUUUUAUUAUUCGUGGAUACUUGGGUAAAUGGACGUUGAUAAUUAAGUCAGUUGGUCUAAUCCUUUCAGUAUCUGCUGGAUUGAGUUUGGGUAAAGAAGGCCCAAUGGUUCAUAUCGCGUGUUGUAUAGGAAAUAUAUUUUCUUAUUUAUUUCCAAAGUACGGAAGAAAUGAGGCUAAAAAGAGAGAAAUUUUGUCAGCCGCUGCAGCUGCUGGUGUUUCUGUUGCUUUUGGAGCGCCAAUUGGUGGUGUACUUUUCAGUCUUGAAGAAGUGAGCUAUUACUUUCCUCUGAAAACAUUAUGGCGAUCGUUUUUUUGUGCCUUGAUAGCAGCUUUCGUAUUACGUUCAAUUAAUCCAUUCGGCAACGAACACUCGGUAUUAUUUUACGUCGAGUACAAUAAACCCUGGAUAUUUUUUGAAUUAAUACCAUUUGUAAUGCUUGGAAUUAUUGGAGGAGUAAUUGCAGCAUUAUUUAUUAAAGCGAACUUAUUUUGGUGUCGCUAUCGAAAAACUUCAAAGCUUGGUCAAUAUCCAGUCACUGAAGUUUUAGUUGUUACUGUAAUAACAGCAGUGAUAGCAUUUCCAAAUCCGUAUACAAAAAUGAUGACUAUCAGCGAAAUUUCACGAAUUUCAAUUCAACAAUUGAAACUGCUGGAGCUGAACCAGGAGUUUACAAAGCCGUAUGGUUUUUAGUACUGACAUUAAUAAUGAAACUAGUCAUGACAAUAUUCACAUUCGGUAUUAAAGUACCAUGUGGAUUAUUCAUACCGUCAUUAUGUCUUGGAGCAAUUGUCGGACGAAUUGUUGGUAUCGGAAUGGAACAGCUCGCAUAUAAUUAUCCUCAUAUUUGGAUGUUUAGCGAAGAGUGUACUAUCGGCACUGAUUGUAUAACACCUGGUUUAUAUGCUAUGGUUGGUGCAGCAGCUGUACUGGGAGGUGUUACACGUAUGACAGUGUCUCUCGUAGUAAUAAUGUUUGAAUUGACCGGUGGAGUAAGAUAUAUUGUUCCACUAAUGGCAGCUGCUAUGGCCAGUAAAUGGGUCGGCGAUGCGCUCGGUAAACAGGGAAUAUAUGACGCGCAUAUUGGACUCAAUGGAUAUCCAUUUUUGGACAGUAAAGACGAAUUUCAGCAUACAACACUUGCUGCUGAUGUUAUGCAACCAAAGCGUAAUGAAACAUUACACGUAUUAACUCAAGAUUCAAUGACCGUCGAGGACGUAGAGAAUCUUCUAAAAGAAACGGAACAUAAUGGAUUCCCUGUAAUAGUAUCCAAAGAGUCACAGUAUCUUGUGGGUUUUGUUUUACGGCGUGAUUUAAAUCUUGCCAUCGCCAAUGCUAAAAAAAUAAUGGAUGGUAUAACGAGACAGUCUUUAGUUAUCUUUACUAGCGGUAAUAAUUUACCAGUUCACACAUCAACGCCUUUGAAAUUGAAGAAAAUACUAGAUAUGGCGCCUAUUACUAUUACUGAUCAAACUCCGAUGGAAACAGUCGUUGAUAUGUUUAGAAAAUUAGGUCUACGUCAAACACUUGUAACUCACAAUGGACGACUAUUGGGAGUGAUUACGAAAAAAGAUGUUUUACGACACGUAAAACAGCUAGAUGACGAAGACCCCAAUUCAGCGUUACAUCACACUUCCAGGAAAUAA
Cotesia congregata is the source of this 2384-nucleotide messenger RNA. NCBI's taxonomy places the organism in Eukaryota, Metazoa, Arthropoda, Insecta, Hymenoptera, Braconidae. The record is from the annotation of a GenBank genome assembly.